This is a messenger RNA of Cherax quadricarinatus, 600 nucleotides long. The record is from RefSeq and is a predicted model, not a curated record. NCBI's taxonomy places the organism in Eukaryota, Metazoa, Arthropoda, Malacostraca, Decapoda, Parastacidae.
UGAUAAACAUCGUGAGCUGUGGUAGCCCUCAAAACUCUCCCAUAACAUGACGAUAUGCUUCCGGUAGCUUAUUCAUGAUGCCUCCUUCCUUUCUUAUUUCUAACAGGCUGUAUAUGUUGAGUUUAUCAUGUUGCGUGUCGGCUUUACUACGUCACUCAAUAGUUUAUCGAAAUUAAGAGUUCACGUGGCAGCGAGACCAAUAACGUGUAGCAGCAUGUCGGCCAGGAGCACUGCUCGACUAUUUGAACAGGCGCAGGUGCACACCCGUUUCACCAGAAUUGAAGUUCCUAAGUACUCUCUGGAGAUGCUGGAGAAAGGACCCAAGGCUAAGUUCACAGUGUGCGUGGAGGGAAACAUCGGAAGUGGGAAGUCAACGCUGCUAGAACACUUCUCCAAGUUUGACGAUGUUGAAGUGUUGCAAGAACCUGUCGAGAAAUGGCGAGAUGUGCGUGGCUGUAAUCUCCUGGACUUGAUGUACAAGGACCCAUGUCGGUGGGCACAUACAUUCCAAGCCUACGUACAAAUGACUAUGCUGGAGCUACAUCUUCAGUCCACUCAAGCCCCAGUUAAGCUUAUAGAACGAUCUCUCUACAGUGCCAG